Molecule: messenger RNA, 581 nt
Organism: Arabidopsis lyrata subsp. lyrata
Lineage: Eukaryota; Viridiplantae; Streptophyta; Magnoliopsida; Brassicales; Brassicaceae
Product: protease inhibitor HPI
Exons: 2
Coding region: 202-414 (70 amino acids)
Biological process (GO): response to wounding
Molecular function (GO): serine-type endopeptidase inhibitor activity
Source: RefSeq, a predicted model, not a curated record
ACCAUAAGUGUCAAAGCUUUUACCAAACAAAUUAAUAAUGUCAAGGGAGGGGAUCGUCAAAGUUUGACUUUUGAAUCUGCAACCUCAUCGACGACACCGACACCAAUCCGUAUCCGAUUCUAUAUAAAUGUGACUAAAAUCCCUAAAGAUGAGCAUACAAAUACAUCACAACUACAUAAAUAUAUACAAGAGGGAAGAAAAAUGUCGUCCGAAUGUCCUAGGAAGAACUCGUGGCCGGAGCUUAGGGGGACAAACGGUGACUAUGCGGCGACGGUGAUAGAGAGAGAGAACCCAACCGUCGAUGCUGUCGUGAUUUUGGAUGGGAGUCCGGUGACCGCAGACUUCAGGUGCGACCGGGUCAGGGUUUUUGUUGAUAGACACCGUAUCGUCGUCAAAACCCCUACAUCCGGCUAGACUUGUAUAAUUUAUAUAUGCAUAAAAUAAGAAAGCUAUAGACGAUGCGUGGUUGGUUAGAAAUCAGUCAUGUAAAAUAAUUAUCUUAUGCUAAAUAAUUCCGGUGACCGUUCCCCGAACUUACAUAAAUAAAUGAAUGAAAUUAGUAUCUUACAGUGUUUAAUAUC